AUGAUUAAGUCUGGCAUUGAAGCUCAGAUCAAUGCCGUGAAGGAGUAUGCUUCAUUCUUUGAUGAUACAUUGGUCGAUUCAAACGUGCCAUUGUCCUGUAUCAUCUACGAUCCUUAUGCCUACUUCUUAUGUACUACACCCGAGGCCAAAGAACUGGUUGUCAACUCUGUCAAGGCAUUGAACAACGCGCUGCCCACACUAUUCGAGCAUCCAAUCGUCAGGAACAAGUUACAAGCCACGGGAUUGAGUCAUGUCACCUCUGCCGAUGAUCUCAUCAAAGUGUUUGAGACAAGCUCACCAUCCUAUCCCUGGAACUUCAUGGCCUGCUACUUCACAGGUACACCUUCAACUGCGGACAAGAUAUUCUUGAGAACAAAGUACAUUGAUGAUGUUGUAAUGGAGAAUCAGAAGACGAUCAAACAGAUUGUUGUGAUUGGAGCUGGAAUGGACAUGCGUGCACUGAGACUGGAAUUUGAUCAGGAAAUAACAGUGUUCGAGGUGGACACUCCACAGGUCAUCGAGUACAAGACCAACAUGCUCACCAAGACCAUUUCCAAACACAUCACUCCUCGCUCCAAAGCCAAGAACUGCCACGUGUCGGCUGAUCUCCGCUUCGCCGAGCAGUGGACCAAGCAGUUGGUGGCCAGCGGCUACGAUCCAACCAAGCCAUCCUUCUGGCUCGCCGAGGGUCUGCUCAUGUAUCUCAGCGAGGAUGAGAUCGAUGUCCUGCUCAAGACAGUCAGCUCAAUGAGCGCGCCUGGAUCCAAGAUCUUGAUCCAGACUGUCGAGCCUAUCCCGCCCGCGACCACACCAGAGAUGAAGAUGCUCUACAUGAUGAGUGCACCAAUUGGCGAGUUCCGCUCAUUCACUACCACGCCCAACCUAUACCUAGAUCGUGCAGGAUUUGGAAGCGACAUUGUCCUGAAGAACUACCUUCACUUGGUUGAGCUCUAUGGCGCCCCAAAGCAGAAUGGCACCAGCUCAGCAUUCACCAUCGGUACCAAACCAUCGUUGUAA
Acytostelium subglobosum LB1 is the source of this 1017-nucleotide messenger RNA. RefSeq lists its product as hypothetical. Gene Ontology annotation, molecular function: methyltransferase activity. The transcript is spliced from 2 exons. The record is from RefSeq and is a predicted model, not a curated record. Lineage: Eukaryota; Evosea; Eumycetozoa; Acytosteliales; Acytosteliaceae. Gene Ontology annotation, biological process: methylation. The coding region runs from base 1 to 1017 and encodes 338 amino acids.